Messenger RNA from Arctia plantaginis, 849 nucleotides. The record is from the annotation of a GenBank genome assembly. Lineage: Eukaryota; Metazoa; Arthropoda; Insecta; Lepidoptera; Erebidae.
AUGUCUGUUAGUUAUAAACUUGGUGAUCUAGUUUGGGCUAAAAUGAAGGGUUUCAGCCCUUGGCCCGGCCGGGUAGCAAUCCCUACGCCGGAACUCAAGCCACCUAAAAAGGCGAUGAACGUGCAAUGCAUUUACUUCUUUGGAACCAACAAUUAUGCUUGGAUCGAAGACAACAACAUCAAACCGUACCAAGAGUACAAAGAACAGCUGAUUAAAUCCUGCAAGACUGCUGCCUUCAAAGAGGCUGUCAAUCAGAUUGAAGAAUUUAUUCUGCAUCCUGAGAAAUUCGGUGACUUGGAUGAUCACGGUCGCAAUACUGAAGAAGACUUCGACAAGCUGAAAGAUGAGAUUGAUGAAGAAGACAGUCAGGAGGAAAAAGCUGAUGGUGAGGAGGAGCCCCCAGCCCCAGAGGCACCGCCUAAAAAGAAGAGCGCCACACCAAAGAUACGUUUGGGCAUUUCAAAGGUGAAGCCUAUGAAACGGUCAUCCUCCGCUGGUAUGAAGUCCACUCCUCGCAAGAAAAGCAAAUCGAGCUUAUCGAGGUCCUACACUGACACGGAUAUGGCCAAUGAGAAGCCUUCGAUGCUUAAUCAUUCGUUCUCCAAGAAGUCCAGCUUGCUGAAUCGGCCAUCAAACAUAUUGAGACCGGAAACUCCACCAUUGGAUCUGGAAAAUGUAUCCGAGACUCUUUUGGAGAAGAACAUAAAGGCGAGUCAGAUGAAGUUUGGCUUCCUCGGUCUCGGGAUCAUGGGCAGUGGCAUUGUGAAGAACCUUCUUAAUUCUGGACAUAAGGUCAUCAUUUGGAACCGGACGGCAGCCAAGGUAAGUGACAUCUUCAGUAUCACUUGA